Molecule: messenger RNA, 972 nt
Organism: Topomyia yanbarensis
Lineage: Eukaryota; Metazoa; Arthropoda; Insecta; Diptera; Culicidae
Exons: 1
Coding region: 1-972 (323 amino acids)
Biological process (GO): DNA integration
Molecular function (GO): nucleic acid binding
Source: RefSeq, a predicted model, not a curated record
AUGGCGUCGUUCGUGCGACCGUUCACAUACGUCGGAAUAGAUUUCUUUGGGCCGUUGGCUGUGAAAGUGGGAAGAAGUAAUGCAAAACGAUGGGUAGCCGUGUUUACGUGCCUGACAGUGCGCGCAGUUCACGUUGAAGUUGCUCACAACCUUACUACGGAAUCCUGCAUCAAAUGUAUUCGCCGGUUCAUCUGUCGUCGCGGUUCUCCGGCCGAAAUAUAUUCCGACAACGGAACAAACUUCCAAGGGGCCGCAAGACUGCUGAAAGAACAGAUCGAUCUGCUAGCUGUUACGUUCACUGGUAUCGAUACGAAAUGGAUAUUCAACCCACCGGGAACUCCCCAUAUGGGCGGCGCAUGGGAACGAAUGGUACGCUCCAUCAAAACGGCUGUGGAGCUGGCAUACAAUAAUAACCGUAGACUGGAUGACGAAGCGCUCGAAACAUUCAUGGUGGAGGCUGAAGCAAUCGUGAAUAGUCGUUCACUAACGUAUCUACCGCUUGCAUCUGAAGAACACGAAGCUCUCACACCAAACCAUUUCCUUUUGGGCAGUUCAAGUGGCGUUCGCCAGCCGGCGAUGGAGACUACCGGUUCUUCGAAGGCUUUACGAUCUUCUUGGGAUGAAAUACAGCAUCAACUCGACGUAUUCUGGAGAAGGUGGACAAGGGAGUAUCUCCCUACGCUGACCAAACGGCCGAAAUGGUGCGGCGAAGCAAAACCAGUAACAGAAGGGGAGCUGGUGUUGGUAGUUGGCGACGGCAGAAGAAAUGAGUGGACGAGGGGUCGUAUAGCUCAAGUGAUCAAAGGGGUGGACGGAAGAAUACGGCAAGCUAUAGUACAAACUGCGAGGGGGCUGGUGCGUAGGCCUGUGGCUAGAUUGGUGGUAUUAGAGGUUGAUGAUGGUGGUAAAACUGGACCUGGUGGCCAGUGUUACGGGGGAGAGAAUGUUGAUACUGGCAACACGUCUCAUUGA